Messenger RNA from Pyrgilauda ruficollis (rufous-necked snowfinch), 1170 nucleotides. Its product is annotated as dispanin subfamily A member 2b-like. Gene Ontology annotation, biological process: defense response to virus; host-mediated suppression of symbiont invasion; response to interferon-beta. Bases 335 to 823 code for a protein of 162 amino acids. NCBI's taxonomy places the organism in Eukaryota, Metazoa, Chordata, Aves, Passeriformes, Passeridae. The record is from RefSeq and is a predicted model, not a curated record. Gene Ontology annotation, cellular component: plasma membrane. The transcript has 3 exons.
GCAGCGUCCCCUCCCUGCUCUGCGGCUCAGGCUAGCGGCGAAACCGCGGGAGAAAUCCGUCAUUAAAGGAAGGAAUACACUCACGGCUGGGGAAACUAGAGGGCAUCACUGCCCUGGGCUGCGAUUCCCAGAAACCAAAUCCCAGUUUCCAGGGCGGGGCCAUGCUUGUUCGGUUUAUUUAAUCAGAAACACUCCCGGAGUUGCCACGAGAGGGUUCCAGGACAGCGUAUCCAGCGGAUUCCGGUGCAUUAACACAGUCCAAGCACUCUCACACCGUGAAGCCUGAGAGCGGGAUGCAGCCCCCGGCAGCAGCCGGAGCUUUCCGGGGAUCCCCAUGGCAUCCCCAAAAAGUGGCACCUCCUGGCCUCAACCCUGUGUUUGUGGGAGAUGGAGGUGUCGCCGCCGCUGUCCCCGAGCCCGAGAGAUGCAGCAGCAGCUGCCGCCCUACGAGGUGCUGCCGGGGGAGCUGAGCAUGGAGGAGAUGUCCCGGAGCACCACGGUGAUGGUGGAGGAGACCCCGCAGCCGCCGCCGCCCCGGGACCACCUGGUGUGGUCCCUGUUCACCACCCUGUACGGCAAUUUCUGCUGCCUCGGCCUCCUGGCGUUCGUCUUCUCCGUCAAGUCCAGGGACCGCAAGGUGCUGGGUGACUACAGCGGGGCCCUGAGCUACGGCUCCACGGCCAAGUACCUGAACAUCGCGGCCCUGGUGAUCAACAUCUCCAUCGUCAUCAUCGUCAUCGUCCUCGUCUCCCUGGCUGUCUCCGGGGUCUUCAACCCACCCCCUCCCCGGUAUGGGUACGGGUACGGGUACAGCCACACUUAAGUGCCCUCCUUACCCUGCGGGCUGUGCUUCCCUCCCCGGCGCCAGCCCGGCCUUGGAGCGACAAUCCACGCCAGUCCACGUGCCUCACCUGGAGCCUGCUGCUCGCCUGUCCCUGCUCCCUCCCCACUCGGAGCUUCUGUGGAGGCCUUGCUGCUGGCUGCCCUCUCUGGAGCUGUCUGGGGACGGAGAGUGCUCCCCAGAGAGCAGCUGAGCACCCCAAGCCUGCCGCAGCCUGCUUGUUGCUUUGCUCUGGGCCUGGAGCCCCAGCUGCCUCCAAAUAAUUCUGAGGAGAAGCACCUGGUUUCAGAGAAACCCUGGUUCCUAAAAUAAAGGUUUCUUUCACUUUU